Molecule: messenger RNA, 4950 nt
Organism: Eimeria acervulina
Lineage: Eukaryota; Apicomplexa; Conoidasida; Eucoccidiorida; Eimeriidae
Product: CAM kinase, SNF1 family, putative
Exons: 8
Coding region: 1-4950 (1649 amino acids)
Biological process (GO): mitotic cell cycle; protein phosphorylation; regulation of cytokinesis
Cellular component (GO): spindle pole; nucleus; centrosome
Molecular function (GO): ATP binding; protein kinase activity
Source: RefSeq, a predicted model, not a curated record
AUGGCGUGGCAGCAGCAAGUUCAGCAACAAGUUCAGCAGCAGCAACAGCAGCAGCAGCAGCAGGUUCAGCAGCAGGUACAGCAGCAGCAGAUUCAGCAGCAGCAGCAGGUUCAGCAGCAUCAGGUUCAGCAGCAGCAGCAUCGGCAGCAGCACCAUGUUCAAGUGAAGACAGAGCUGCCUCUUGUUACAGGUGCAACUCGUUGGGUGUCGAUCGAGUUCGAUACGCCCCCAGGCCUUGACUCCCAGUGUGGGGUCGUGGAUCCCAGUCGUGGGAUCGUCGAUCCCAGUCGUGGGAUCGUCGCACCCCACACCCCACAGGGGCCCCCCGUGGGGCCCCCCUUUCUUUGCUGUUGGUGUUUAUCUCGAGAAGUUUGCGAAGAGUGGGUAGCAGCGCUACAAGAGUUAGGAGUCUCUCUGUUGAGGUUUACUGAUCUCUAUCGCCUUGUCGACUUCAUCGGAGAAGGUAGUUUUGCCAAGGUAUAUGUAGGCGAGCACUUGUUUACUGGAGAACAGGUUGUUGUGAAGGCUGUAGAUAAGAAGAAGGUUGUGGAGUCAAACAUUUACACGGAGAUAGAAGUACUGAGAAGAAUAUCGCAUCCUUAUGUUAUGCGUCUAUAUGCAGCUUAUGAACAAGAAGACUUUGUUUGUCUGGUAUUAGAACAUUUAAGAGGAGGAGAGUUAUUUGAGUAUUUAUCUGUAAACGGACCCCUGACAGAAAGUCAGGCAAAAUUUGCGAUUCGUCGCGUUCUACUUGCACUUCAAGAAAUACAUGCUAAGGGCAUUGUUCAUAGAGACCUCAAAACUGAAAACCUCAUUAUAGAAAACCCUUCAAACCCUGCUUCUAUCAAAAUCAUUGACUUUGGUUUGGCUGCCACCGUCGGCUCACCGGCGAUGAAAAUGCGGUGCGGAUCCCCCGGAUAUGUUGCGCCUGAAAUUCUUCAGGAUUUACCGUACGGGCCUAAGGUAGACGUGUUCAGUUCGGGUGUAAUUUUGUUUACACUUUUAGGCGGCUUUCCACCGUUUAGAGGCCAAAAUGUCAAAGAAAUAUUAAAGAAAAACCUCAGGUGUCAGUUGAAUUUUUCGCACAAUGUUUGGAGGGGUGUGAGCCACUCAGCAAAAGAUUUAAUAGGAUGGAUGUGCUCUAAGCAGCAAUCAAGACGUUGUGCUGCUGUUCAAGCUCUUACACACCCUUGGUUCUAUAAGAUUAAACGCCCUCUUGCUGCUCCUGCUCCUGCUGCUGCUGCUGCUGCUAGUGAUGCUGCUAAUCCUAAUGCUGCGGAUGAUGCUGCUGAGGGUCCUCAUGCUGCUGCUGCAGACAUUUGUGCGGCAGCUGUUGCAGCAGAUACACAAAUCGUAACCCCACACCCAGCAGCAGCAGCAGCAGCAGCAGCAGCAGCACAUCAAGCUGAGAAAUUUGCAGUAGCAGCUGCUGCUCCGAUGCAGCAAACAGCUGCACCUGAACCAACAGCGAGGACUGCAGCAGCAGCAGCAACAACAGCAGCAGCAGCAGCACAACCCGCGCAAACCCUUGAAAACACUUUCCAGAAGAGAUUACCAGCGCAAACCUUUCAGCAGCAGCAGCAACAGCAGCAGCAGCAGCAACAGCAGCAAAGGGAGCUCCUCUCCAUUAGGGCUGGGGAGACGCAGCAGGAGUGCAUCUCAGGCAGGCUGUGCCCUGAGUCUCCGCAGCUGCUGCAGCAGCAGCAGCUGCAGCAGCAGCUGCAGCAGCAGCAGCAGCAAGAUGAAGGUAUUCCUUUCUUCAACAGCGCCCCUCCAGCAGCAUCUUGUCGACCUGAGGAGACAACAGAAAGCAGCAGCAGCCUCUCAGGCAAAUGUCUCCUUGACUACACCACAACUACUUCCAACGCGUCGGCUCCUCCGGGAGAGGCAGCAGCAGCAGCAGCAGCAGCAGUAGCAGCAGCAGCAGCAGCAGCAGGGCCCAGUGGUGAGAGGUGCGAAGAGGGGCUGAAUUGCGCUGUCUCCUCGCGAGCGGCUGGUGGAGGUGCUGCUGCUUCCCUUGAGGCAGUAGCAGCAGCAGCAGCAGUAGCAACAGCAGCAACAGCAGCAGCUGCAACAGCUGGCGUCCUCGCCGCAGCCGCUGCUGCGGUCUCUCGCAUGCAGCAGCAGCAACAGCAGCAGCAGCAGCAGCAGCAGAGGGUUGGAGCUUCCCGCUGCAGUUCAGUGGUGUCUCCUGUCUCUUCUUUUACAGUCGCUGUAGCAGAGUCUGCAAGAGCCUCCAGGGGCCCCCUUGCUGCACUUGUUUGCUGCCCAGUAUCAUCAGAGGGCCCCUCAGAUUGGGGGGGCCCCCAAAUGAACCAGGCGGGGAGUGGAAGCCAUAGCAGCAGCAGCAGCAGCAGCAGCAGCCCUGCUGCUGCUGCUGCUGCUGCUGCUGCUACUGCUGCAGCGACUGGUGCUGAUGCUGAUGUCCCACCACCAGCAGCAGCAGCAGAAGCAGCAGCAGCAGCACCACCAACAACUCCAGCAGCAGCAACAGCAGCAUCAGCAACAGCAGCAGCAGCAGCAGCAGUUGGGAGCGAGCCCCAAGACCACCCUCCCGCGACUGUGUCCGGGGGGGGCCCCCUGAGUUCUGCAUGCAGCCCUUCUUUGUUUGUCUCUCCUCUUUCUGUGGAUAACCAACGCCAUUUUGCUAGCCCUUCUCUCUCCCCACAGCAGCAGCAGCAGCAACAGCAGCAGCAGCAGCAGCAACAGCAGCAGCAGCAGCAACAGCAGCAGCAGCAGCAGCAGGGGCCACACAGUUCCCAGGGCCCCUGGCAGCAGCGCGCAGCUCAGCCUUCAGUGGAAGCGCUGCAGCAGCACAAGGGUACGGGAGAAGGGCCCCUUGGGGGCCCCCAGCAUAUCCUUCUGGGGGCCCCUCCUUAUACACCAGAGCACCUGAAUAUGGAUUUCUGUAGCUUUACAAAAGAAGUGCAGCAGCAAAACAAAAAACAAGAAACGCAAGACAUCAACAGCAUCAUUCACAGCAAACCACUACAACAACCUGCCUAUACACCCCAUACACAAAACCUUAAUAUCCAAACAAAUGCACAAACAAAUCAGGUCGAUGAAGGCCCUCGGGGCCCCCACGGGGGCACUGGGGCCCCUUGGAGCCUUGGGGACCCUGGGAGCCCCCACGAAGUGCCUAGGGCCCCUGGGGCCCCCCAUGGGGACCCUGGGGGCCCCCGUGGGGGCCCCCAUAGGGUGCCUGGAGCCCCUGAGGCCCUUGGGGUCUCUAGGGGCCGUGGGGCCCCUGGGGCCCCUGGGGGCCUUGGGAGCCCUGCGGGCCCCCAAAGGGUGCCUGGGGCCCCUGGGGGCCUUGGGGGCCCUGGGGCCCUUGGAGCCCUUGGAGCCCUUGGGGCCCCUGGGGGCCCCACUGUAGAGGACAUUGAGGGUUCUGGGGGGACUGCCGUUUGGUGCGCAGGCAAACCUCAGAAGGGAGACAGCUGCGCAUCAGCUGCUGCUGAACUGAGCAGCCAUAAGCAGCAGCAGCAGCAGCAGCAGCAGCAGCAGCAGCAGGAGUUGCUGGUGGCAAUGGAGAGACGUGAUGUGGAGAGUUGGAAGGCCGAAGAAGGCUUUUCGUGCAGCAGCAGCAGCAGCAGUAGCAGCAGCAACAGCAGCAGCAGGGGGCCCCCAAGGCAGUACCCAGGGGGCCCCCGUCCAGUCAGCAGCGCUGGGGCCCCUUCUUACCCCUUAAACCCUCAAAGGGGAGACAACAGACAGGGGCCUUUAAUUGCUGAGGGCCCCGUAGCCCUGCAGCGCUAUGCAGUCAGCAGCGAGGCCCCAGUACAGCAGCACAACACCCCUGUAGGGGCCCCCCUAGGGGCCCCGAGGGCCCCUGUAGGGGCCCCUGUGGGGGCCCCCCAAGGGGCCCCUGUGCGGGGGCGAAGCCAAGGUCAAGGGUGGGAGCCCCCCAAAGAAAACGGGAGCGUUGCAGGUGGUGGGGCUCAGCCUAAAUUUCAAGAAGGGGGGCCCCAAGAGGGCUCAUGGGGGGGCCCCCCACGGGGGCCCCCUUCUUCUUCUUCGUCUUCUCCUACUUCUCCUUCUUCUAGUGAGGGCCCCCGCCCUAACCGCAUGCAGCUCCAAAGGGCCCCCCAUCUCCACCGCUACUUCGUUGCUGGGGUUCAAGGAAGGAGGCGCCUCGCUACCCAGCCUCCUCAGGGACCCCGGGGGGCCCCUGAGGCCCCAGGGGCCCCAGGGGGCCCCCUGGGUUCUGCUGCUGCUGCGCCUGCAGUUCCUGCUGCUGCUGCUAUUGGUGCUGUUGCUGCAGCUUCCCAGCAGAACAACAGAGCAGCAGAACAGGGGCCGCCUCAGCGGUGCCGCAGCACCACGCACGAAAGGGGGGGGCCCCCACUUGGGGGGGCCCCCUUUGGUGGGGGCCCCCUUCGGGGGCCCCCUCCUUUGGAUUCCGUUGGGGUGCCCGCUGUUGGAGGUCGUUGCAGCAGCGCAGGGGCCCCCAAAGGGAUACUGAUAAGCAAAGUGCAGCAGCGGAGGAGCACUGGAGGGGGGCCCCCCAGAGACCUGAGGGGCCCCCUACGAUCCCUUAGAGAUUCAAUGGGGCCUGCGGGGGCCCCCAGAUAUCAAAGCGAAAGACGGAGAGGCACCGUGGGGGGCCCCCCCUGUGGGGGGGGCCUCCCUCCUUUAGCAGCAGCUAGAGCAGGGGGCCCUCCAGAAGAUUUGUUGCAGCAGCAAUGUGAAGCACACAGAGAACAGCACUCGCCUCAGAAACGCAGCAACAGCAGCAACAACAGCAACAACAGCAGCAGCAGCAGCAGCAGCAGCAAGGGUGGGGGGCUGCAGCAGUCUCACUCCUUGCAGCUUCGCCUGGGGGGCCUCAUGGGCCUCCCCGUCCUCAGUAAAAUUGCUGCUGCUUUGGGGGCCCGAGAUUGGGUUAAGCCAAAAUCCAACAGUAACUCCAGGGGCCCCCAGGGGCCCCCCCCACCACAAGGGCUUUAA